Molecule: messenger RNA, 1767 nt
Organism: Manduca sexta (tobacco hornworm)
Lineage: Eukaryota; Metazoa; Arthropoda; Insecta; Lepidoptera; Sphingidae
Product: 3-oxoacyl-[acyl-carrier-protein] reductase FabG
Exons: 1
Coding region: 213-968 (251 amino acids)
Source: RefSeq, a predicted model, not a curated record
AAAAAAACACAUUUUUCUUCGCUUUACUAAUUAUACACUAUUAACUUGCAUCAACAGGUAAACAAUAAAUUAUAAAAUUACCAUAUUACUUAACGUACAAUCGAUUAUGAAAAUUAAAACACGUACACUCUAUAAAUGAGAACGGCAUUGCAACAUACAAAAAAUAGUGACUGAUCAAGGAUAACUCUUUGCGCAAUAAACAUUUCUUCACAAUGCUUUUUGAAGGGAAAGUCGUGAUAAUUACUGGUGGAAGUUCGGGCAUUGGUGCGGCUACAGCAGAGCUGUUUUCUAAAGAAGGAGCAAAGGUAGCUAUAGUAGGUAGAAAUGACCUAAAAUUGAAAGCUGUAGAAGAACGAUGUACUAUCGGCAACAACAAACCACUUGUAAUCAAGGCGGACAUCACCAAUUACAGUGGAAUUGAAAAUAUAAUACAACAAACUAUACAUGAAUAUGGAAAACUUGAUAUACUCAUCAACUGUGCCGGUCAAAUCAAAUAUGCUUCUAUACUUAGUGGAAAUUUACUUCAAGUUUACGACGACAUGAUAUCAAGCAACUUACGGCCUGUAGUAAGUUUGACAGUUGCAGCCGCUCCCUAUCUUAUUAAAAAUAAAGGCUGUAUAGUCAAUAUUUCGAGCUUGGCUGGUACAAAUCGUAUAGGAGUCCCAGAGUACACACCAUAUGGAUUAUCAAAAGCUGGUGUGAGACAUUUUUCUAGAGGAGUCGCAUUAGCAUUAGCUAAUUACGGUGUCAGAGUAAAUACAAUAACUCCUGGAGCUGUCAAAACCCAAUUGUUAGAUGAUGCUCAAUGUAUUACAAAAUGGAAUGACUUCGUACGAGUAUCUGCUUUGAAAAGAAUAUCAGAGCCCAAAGAGAUUGCUGAUGUGAUCUUGUAUUUAGCGAGUGAUAACGCGAAGGGAAUUACUGGUGCCAACUUUGUUGUUGAUAACGGUAUGUUAAUUAAGAAGUAAGAGGAUAGAGAGAGAAAUGCUAUCGCAUAUAUUACGUGCGUCUCUAUAACUGCCUCGGUGGCGUAGUUAUGUUACGUGCGUGGUAUGACACUGCUCUUAGUUCCUGGGAUCUAUUCCCGGAUCGGAAAAGGGGAUAUUUGGGGCUUUCUGCUCAAUAUCAGCUCGGUGUCGGAAAUUUGUUCUCGAUAUGACGAAUGGCUCGCCUUCUAUCACAUCAUGCAACAUACAUGCCUUGGUUGCAUCUCUGCCAACCCUUUCAGGGAUUAAGGCUUGAUGUAUAUUUGGAUUUUACAUUUACUGUUACUCGACAAAUUCUGUACUCAAAUCUGUAGUAACAAUCGUAUACUUGAGGAAAACAUCGUCCUCAUUUUAGCGUCAUAAACAAAAGGAUAUACGAGUAUAAUAUUCAGAUACAGCGUAGUUACUUGACUGAAUAAUAAGAAGGUAAAAAUGUCCAAUUAAAGUUUAUUUAUUUAAAUAAGGUUCCUCAACAGUAUACACAUUAUUUAAUUAACUACAAAUUUAAAAUCGAAACACAUUCUGAUGUAUAUACUGUGUACAAAUAAAAGGAGUACACAGCAUUUACAAAUUGCACGCAUUGAACUUAUUUUAUUGUAAAAAAAAACGAAACAAGAUAUAAAAUCUACUAAUCACAAAGGGUAUUUUAAUGUUUAUAAUAUAGUAGUUAAAGCUUUGUCUUCAUUCUGACAUCUAAUUUAGUUUAGCUUUAAAUAUUUGUCUGUUACAAUAAUUGUGUGCUUAUGAAAUAAGAAUUGAUUUUUAAAUCAUUCUGUAAAAC